GAUGAGUCUCAUCCCUCUCGACAACCGUUCCUGGCUUCUCCUGUAACUGCUUUUAACGAUAGACAAGAUCUCUGUUCGCUUGUAGUCUUGGACAAGGUCAUCUCUUAGAUAUAAUCUGGAGAUCUGCCGUUAGUUAUCCUCAAGAUUUCCUGUUUAGAUAUCAACCUUUUUGAUGACUUGAUCUGGAUCUUUCUGCUUCUGAGCCACUGUACAAUGUUUUUCUCUCUGGGUCAUCUCUAGAGGACAUCUCCCCAGUGCGUCUCGUCCUACGCUAAAAGCUAUUGUUUUGUCAUUGCAGAGCAGAGGCGCCGGAGUUAAAAGUCCCCUCAACUGCAACAACAUGGCGAGAAGAACAGACCCAAGGGAAAGAAACGGUCACGAGAGACUCAACAAAGCAGGAACUGCUUCUUAUCUCGGGAGAUCUCAUUCUAAAAAGAUGGAGAUGUCCAUCAAGAAGAGGUCUGGAGCCGCGGAAAUCGAGGCGAAGGAGGCUUGCGACUGGCUACGAGCAGCAGGAUUCCCUCAGUACGCCCAGCUCUUUGAAGAUUCUCAAUUUCCAAUUGACAUCUCUCCUGUGAAGAAAGAUCACGACUUCUUGGACAAAGACCUUGUGGAACCUCUGUGCCGGCGACUCAAUACGUUGAAUAAGUGUGCCUCUAUGAAACUGGAUGUUAACCUUCCCAAGAAAAAAAGUGAAGACUCAGAUGAAGACGACCUCUUCGCCAUCAGUGACAAAUGGACCUUUGAAUGGACCAGUCGUCGCUGGUCCAGGCUACAGGACAUCGACUGCCUCCUGAGAGGUGUGGAAAACAGGACCCCAGCGGAGAACUCUGCCCUCCGGACGACCACCAGCAGCGAGAGCGUUCUGACUGAUCUGAGCGAGCCGGAGGUCUCGUCGCUCCACAGCGAGAGCAGUGCUGGUAGUGGCAGCAUCCGCACCCACAGCGCAGACGAGUUGGAAGGCUCGCACCGCACGUGCUCGGACUCCGCUGCGAUGCCAGACCGCACACCACUCAGCAUGGCCUCCCUCUCUCCAGAUCUCUCGGGCUAUGGCUCUCUCCCCACGAAGCAUGCAAAGCGAGGACGUACGCGAGCGAAAGAAUUCUUACGCCAAAUGGAGUCGUUGCAGUUACGUGGAGCAAUGGGCGGCCUGGGGAACAGGAGUCUUGUUAUAAGCGCCCCGGUUCUCCAACAGGAACCCCAGGCGGUGACAACUCUCCACUGUGUGGAGAUCAUCAACAGAGACGGACGAUCGACAGAGAUAACGUCCGGUAUGGGAUUGACCUCGCAGUCAAGUAGCGAGGGGAGCGGGAGUCAAUCUAGCGGGAGUACUGUCAGUACACCGAACCUUAAGGAACGCAGCGUCCACAGGGCGGAUCACAAGCGCAGCGGGAUGUACCUCGAGGACCUGGAUGUGUUCUCCAGUGACAUCCAGGGUAAACGGGUGGCGGAGCAGAACCGUCGCAACGAGUUCCGCUCUUACGAGGACCUAGUGGUACACAUUCCCGAAGACCACAAACCUGGAACGUUUCCUAAAGCUCUGUCCAUAGAAAGUCUCGCACCCUCAAUGGAAACCUCCAUCAACUGGCACCCCGCAAGCGUAGACUCGAAUGUCCGACGUCCAACCAGCGUCAAAGAACCUCGCCCCAUCACCCAAUGCUGCACCAGAGGCAGUCGGAUCAGCAUUUAUGACAACGUACCCGGCUCACACCUCUAUGCCAGCACCGGUGACCUCAUAGACUUAGAAAAGGAAGACCUGUUCCCACAUCUGGAUGAUAUUUUACAGCAUGUUAGUGGGCUUCAGCAGAUCGUGGAUCAUUGGUCUAAGAACGUACUGCCUAACAGUGAAAGCGCAGGGCAGGAGCGAGUCGAUCUUGAUGGCGGGAGACAGGGAGACCUGCAGUCGUCCAGUCAGAUCAUACUGGACUUUGAGGGACAUUCAGUGCUGGAGGGUCAGGCCACCUCCAGUGACGGAGAGAGAGACGGGGUAUCGCUUAAUGAAACCGAAUCCACAGGCAUGAGAGAGAGGAGAGACUCUGGGGUAGGAGCUUCACUGACCAGACCAAACCGUUUGCGAUGGCCCAGCUUCCAGAUUUCCAACCGCCUCAGCCGUUCGGUUGCCUGUCUGCAAAUCACCAGUCAGUCGGCAGCUCAGCUCAGCCUGCUGCAGAAGUUUUCCUUACUCCGCCUCACUGCCAUCAUGGAGAAGUACUCCAUGUCAAACAAACACGGCUGGACCUGGUCUGUGCCAAAGUUUAUGAAGAGGAUGAAGGUUCCAGACUAUAAGGAUAAGAAUGUGUUUGGUGUUCCACUGAUUGUACAUGUACAGCGAUUCGGUCAACCCCUACCUCUCGGUGUGCAGCAGGCUUUACGCUACCUCAGGAGUCAGUGCCUCGACCAGGUGGGUCUUUUUCGCAAGUCGGGUGUGAAGUCUCGCAUCCAGGCCCUCCGACAGAUGAAUGAAAAUUCUCCGGACGAUGUUAACUACGAGGACCAGUCUGCGUACGACGUGGCCGAUAUGGUGAAACAGUUCUUCCGAGAUCUGCCUGAGCCUCUGUUGACCAGUAAACUGGGUGAAACCUUCCUCCAUAUUUAUCAAUAUGUGCCCAAAGAGCAGCGCUUACAGGCCGUGCAGGCGGCCAUCAUGCUGAUGUCAGAUGAAAACCGGGAGGUCCUGCAAACUCUCCUCUGCUUCCUGAGUGAUGUCACUUCCUCUGUGCAGGAGAACCAGAUGACACCCAUGAACAUUGCAGUGUGUUUGGCACCUUCGCUCUUUCAUCUCAAUAUCUUGAAGAAGGAAAAUCUGACACCAAGAGCUAUGCAGAUGCAAAGGAAGAUUGCCACUGGAAGACCAGACCAGAAGGACCUGAAUGAAAACCUGGCGGCCACACAAGGCCUCGCACACAUGAUCACAGAGUGCAACCACCUGUUUGAGAUUCCACACGAAAUGGUGACACAAUCGAGGAACUCCUACGUGGAGGCGGAGCUUCAGGCUCCGACGAUAGUGGAACUCUGCAAACAACAGCAGGACGAAGACGGAGAAGAUGAGGGCUCCUGGUCCGCCUUCAUGGAAGCCAGACUUCAGGGUCUCCUCAAAAAAGCCAGAGAGAGAGCCAAAGGCUGGGUGUCCUGUCAGAGCACAGGCAAUACUGAACUCUCAUACAAGAAGGUGGGCGACGGGAACCCGCUGCGACGGUGGCGGGUGGCGGUCGAGGUGGAAGCCCCUCCAUCGGUGGUUUUGAAUCGGGUUCUGCGGGAGCGCCACCUGUGGGACGUGGAUCUGACGAACUGGAAAGUGUGUGAGGUUCUGGACAGGCAGACGGAAGUGUUUCAGUAUGUGCUCAACUCCAUGCCUCCUCACCCCAGCAGAGACUUUUUGGUGCUCAGGUCGUGGAGGACAGAUCUGCCGCGGGGGACAUGCUCUCUGGUGUCUGUGUCUAUUGAACAUGAGAACUGUCCGCCUGUAGGGGGCGUCAGAGCUAUAGUGAUGGAAUCUAACUACCUACUAGAGCCCUGUGGCUCUGGCAAAUCCAGACUUACCCACAUUUGUAGACUUGAUCUGAAAGGGAGAACCCCAGAAUGGUAUAAUAAAGCUUUUGGACAUCUUUGCGCAGCCCAAGCCGCCCGUAUCCGCAACUCCUUCCAGCCGAUCCAGGCAGAGGGUCCAGAGACCAAAAUAUGAGCCGCAUUAUUACUCUUACUUGAGGAAUAUGACAGAUCUCUGCCUGGAGAUUUGAGAUCUCAGAUCCCUCGAGUUCUGACUCAAAAAAUACUUGACUUUUGCACAGUGGGUCUUGUAUGGGUAUAUAAACCCAAGUGGGAAAAUCAUCAACGUACCAGUGUACCUUCAUUUUGUUGAUUUCUGAUAUCUUAUUUUAAUUAUUAUUAUUAUUUGUAUGAUAAUUAUUGUAUUUUUUUAAACGUACAUGAUCUUAUACAAUGUAUAGGAUGCCUAAGCUCUUAAGUGCUUCUGGGAAGCAUGCAUUUUAUUAAAUUAAAAUAAAGAAAGCUAUAUUUGCACAUGCAUGAACCACAUGUCCAUGUAUGUGUUUGUUUGUGUGUAUGUGUGGACAUACAACCAACUUGUAUAGAUUAUAUAUACAUUAUAUAUUUAAAUGCUCAUGUAGUACACACAUUUUGCAUACAUGUGUUGAUAUCUUUUGCACAGAUAUCAGUGUAAUUCAUAUGGUACAAAAUGUAACUCAAUUGUAAGCUGGGUUUACUUUGCUUUGUGUUUUUGUUGUAAUGUUUGUCUAAGAAUGGGUCUAAUAUUCAGGUAUUUACGUUCGCAUGUAAAAGAAUGAACAAAAUGACUUGGGUUUGAUUUUCUCAGACCUGCUUAUAUUACUGGAUAACUUUAAUUAAAAAUAGACAAAGAUUUUUAAUUAAAGUAUGUAAGAAUGAAUUAAUAUUAA
Messenger RNA from Triplophysa dalaica, 4415 nucleotides. RefSeq names its product StAR-related lipid transfer (START) domain containing 13b (gene stard13b). NCBI's taxonomy places the organism in Eukaryota, Metazoa, Chordata, Actinopteri, Cypriniformes, Nemacheilidae. The coding region runs from base 341 to 3682 and encodes 1113 amino acids. Gene Ontology annotation, biological process: actin cytoskeleton organization; signal transduction; regulation of Rho protein signal transduction. Gene Ontology annotation, molecular function: protein binding; lipid binding; GTPase activator activity. The record is from RefSeq and is a predicted model, not a curated record. The transcript is spliced from 15 exons.